Messenger RNA from Morus notabilis, 400 nucleotides. RefSeq names its product mRNA-decapping enzyme subunit 2-like. Gene Ontology annotation, molecular function: 5'-(N(7)-methylguanosine 5'-triphospho)-[mRNA] hydrolase activity. The transcript has 3 exons. The record is from RefSeq and is a predicted model, not a curated record. NCBI's taxonomy places the organism in Eukaryota, Viridiplantae, Streptophyta, Magnoliopsida, Rosales, Moraceae. Gene Ontology annotation, cellular component: cytoplasm. The annotation marks the transcript as partial. Gene Ontology annotation, biological process: deadenylation-dependent decapping of nuclear-transcribed mRNA; nuclear-transcribed mRNA catabolic process, nonsense-mediated decay.
UCGUUUCCUUAAUAUGUAUGCAGUGUUUAAUAGUUGUGAUGUUCUAAAGCCUUAUGUGGCUCACCUUGAUGACAUAUUCAAGGACUUCACUUCCUACAAAGUUCGAGUUCCUGUAACUGGCGCAAUCAUUUUGGAUGAAACAUAUGAACGGUGCGUAUUGGUGAAGGGAUGGAAAGGGUCAAGUUGGAGUUUUCCACGUGGCAAAAAGAACAAAGACGAGGAAGACCAUAAAUGUGCCAUCAGAGAAGUCCUGGAGGAAACAGGGUUUGAUGUUGCUCUGCUUCUUGACAAAGAUGAAUACAUUGAAAAAACUUUUGGACAGCAAAGAGUGCGGCUCUAUAUAAUUGCUGGAGUGAAGGAUGAUACUGCCUUUGCACCCCUCACCAAAAAAGAGAUCAGU